AUGUGGAACUCGUUUGGGAGCUUGAAGAAGAAAAGGAGAUCCAAAACGAACGCAAGCUAUCCCGACGGUACAGUUGCAGGCACCGACUCACUACAGAUCGACAACAUCUCGCCUUUGCCAUCACCGAGUUCAACUGAGGGUGCAUUGAGCCCCAAAUCUACCCCAGACACACGUCGAGCCAGUGAACCUCCCCCUACUCGUCUCAACUCCAGAGCAAAUUCGACGUUCGACGUGGCCGUUCGUUCUCGUUCUCGCUCCUCGAAUCGUUCCCAGGAUCCGCUUGGUCUGACAGUCAUCUACCAACCAGAAACAUGUCCACCAUUGGAUAUCAUCUUCGUCCAUGGGCUUGGUGGUACCAGCCGUGCCACCUGGUCAAAAGGAAGAGAUCCGGAGUUCUUUUGGCCGGAAAAGUGGCUUCCUACUGAACCGGCAAUCUCGUCCGCGAGAAUAUUAUCUUUUGGUUACAACGCAAACUUCGCUGCGACAGGUGCGGCACCGAUUACCGGUAUCGUUGACUUCGCGAAAGACCUACUUUAUGCUAUGAAGUUCGCAAAAGACGGAGAGCUUAAUGAACUAGAACUCGGCACACGGCCCAUCAUCUUCAUUGUACAUUCCAUGGGCGGCUUAGUUGUCAAGCAGGCAUACAUAUUGGGCCAAAACGAUGAGAACUACUCCGAAAUUGUAUCGUCGAUCAGUGCUAUUCUCUUCCUUGCAACUCCCCACCGGGGAUCGGACCUAGCUGACAUACUUAAUCGCAUUCUUACCGUUUCUAUCUUCAAUCACAGCCCGAAGCUUUAUGUUGGUGAGCUAAAGCAUGGCUCACCAACCAUUCAAGCUUUAAACGAACAGUUCCGGCACAUUGCGCCCAAGCUCGAUAUCCUCUCCUUCUAUGAAACUCUGCAAACGGCAGUAGGCCCCAAAAGAAUGAUGGUUGUUGAAAGGCAGUCCGCGACACUUGGAUACCCAGCGGAAAUCUCGAAAUCACUGAUUGCAGACCACCACACCGUCUGCAAGUACGAUAGUAUCCACGACACCAACUAUAUAAGCAUCAGGAAUGCACUUAAGACUUUAGUUACUGCUAUCAAAUCCAAAGGACAUCAUCUGCUCGCUUCUCAUUCUAAACCCGAGAUUGAGGAGUUAGAGACCUUACUUGCCGUUUCAGAGAAUUAUCAAGAAGAUCUCGACUUCUUCAGAAAGAGGUGGACCACAGGUACAUGCGAAUGGAUUCUCCAUAACACAGCCUUCAAGAAAUGGGUGAGCGAAAGUCAUGGCUCCAUGAUGCUUUGGCUCAACGCCCUUCCUGCUAGCGGCAAAUCCGUACUGUCUUCAUACGUGGUCAACCACCUCUUGCGAGAAUCAUUCUGCGCAUUCUAUUUUUUCAGGUUUGGCGACCAACUCAAACGAUCAACCAGCGCCUGCUUGAGGACCAUCAUCUUCCAACUGGCUGAGCAGCUACCUCGUUUCCGAGCUCAGUUACGCGAGAUUCGUUUCACAUCUAAGACUUUGGAGAAAGCCGAUGCAAGAACCAUUUGGGAGAAAGUCUUCAUCAACGUUAUCUUCAAGAUGGGUCUGACCACGACCAUGUAUUGGGUUAUCGACGCGCUCGACGAGUCCGAUAGUCCACAAUUAUUGGCUGAGCUCAUGCACGGUGUCUCGAAGUCGAAUUCUCCGAUUAGAGUGCUCUUGGUUAGCCGCCGCACCGACGAGCUCGUGUCAACACUCGAUCGCUUAAAACCUGCUGUCCCCGUGGUCAAUUUGCCUGUAGAGGACACCAAGCGAGACAUUAGAGCGUACGUUGAGACAGAAGUCAGAUACAUGCACGCGACCGACGAGUUCAAGGAACAAAUCGUGGAAAGAUUGGUCGCUGGAGCGAAGGGUAAUUUCCUGUGGGUCAGCCUAGCUCUUGUCGAGGUAUUGAAAUGCAACACUGAGGAAGACCUUGAUGAGACGUUGGAGAGCAUCCCGACCGGGAUGGAAAAUCUUUAUCGGCGCAUGGAGCAAAUUAUCGUCAAUUCAACGAAGCCACGCGAUCAGAAGCUUGGUCAAAUGAUAUUAACUUGGGCAGUAUGUUCGCGUCGGCCGUUGUUGCUGAAAGAGCUCAGCCAGGCUCUCCAGCCUGAGUUCUCAAUCAUGACAGAUCUGAGUCAUAUCAUCAACCGCGUAUGCGGGCAGUUCGUCGCCAUUGACUCCACUGACCGAUUGGUCAUGAUUCAUCAGACUGCAAGAGAUCAUAUCAUCGCCACUCGUUCUGUGUUGGCAGUGAAGGUCUCAGAGGGUCAUGAGAAGCUCUUCACAAAGUGCCUGUUGGUAUUGGAAAACAAACAGCCACGACGCCAUGCUGACCGACGCGGAGGAACAACGAAGUUACCCGAUUACCAAGAAUUCCUCCGUUACGCAACCGUGUCCUGGAACUAUCACCUGAACCUGCUUUCCUCUGAAUCUGAUGCGCCUCUAGUGUUGUUAGCGAAGUUUCUUAGUAGCACGGCGGUCCUGAACUGGAUUGAGAGUCUUGCCAAGAAGAACCUGCUCAAGGUUCUUGUCUAUUCGUCCAAAGCUAUGACGUCGUAUGCUCGCAGGAAGCGUCAUAGAAACACAGAAACUAACCCUCUCCAACAUCGCAUACAAGAAAUCGACCUUGUGGAGUCGUGGGCAAUAGAUUUUCUGAAGAUCAUCGGAAAGUUUGGACCCAACUUGAUUGCCGCACCAGCUUCGAUAUACCACCAAAUUCCUCCAUUCUGCCCGGAGAAUUCUGCUCUCUUCAAGCACUACGAGCAUAGCACACCGAAGCCACACUCUUUAGUAAUCAGUGGCAUCGAUCGCAAAGACUGGGAUGAUAAUCUCGCCAGGAUCGCGCUUGGCUCAGGCACCCAGGCCCUCAUUGUCGCUGCAGCUGGGAAUCACAUUGCUGUUGCGUCGGCUUCCGGCCAGACAACGCUAUACAACGCUGCUACAUUUGAGGUCAGGAGAGUCUUCAGACACACAGAAAAUAUCAGUGCUAUGAGCUUCAGUGACUGUACGAAGUUGCUAGCAACGUACGGCUAUAACACAACCAAAGUGUGGUCAGUAGAGACUGGCUUAGUCCUACAAGAGAUACCUAAUCCGCAAAGAAGUCGGGCUUUCACAAUUGCCUUCGCUGGCGGCGAUACUGAGCUAAUAAUCGGAUCCAAUGACAGGUUGAUAAGAAUCGUGGACCUCACGGUAUCUUGUCCUGGUUGGAUUGUACUACACCCUGCACUCUUGAAGGACGACGCUGUUCUAGAUCGGCCAGUACACAAAGUACCAUGGCGGAUAGCAUUCAGCCCAGAUCGAAAUUACGUCGCCGUUGCGUAUCGAAAUUUCCCAUUGUCAGUCUGGUCACUGGAUGACGAUAGACCGGAGCUUGUAGGACGACUUAUGCGCGAUGAGAAGUACGCAGGUAACUCCUGGACAGUCGUCGACCAGGUAAUUUGGCACGCUGGUGGCCAAAAUGUGGUUGGACUAUACAUGGGUGGACACGUCUUUCGAUGGGAUCCUUUCCAGAAUACACAACAAGAAUUGCAGGCUGAGGCUUCGAUCUUAGCUUGCAGUCCUGAAGGUAAAUUCUUCGCCAUAGGUACCUCCGAUGGAACCAUCAAGUUGUAUGACUUCCAUCACUUCGCCCUGGUUUAUCAACUCUCGUGCGACAGCAUGAUCAACGACUUCUGCUUCAGUCCUGAUGGGAAGCGGAUCUACGAUGUUCGCGGUCAGUACUGUAAUGUAUGGGAGCCUAACGCACUCAUUCGACACGACGAUGGCGGAGAGCAGGAUAGCGAAGAAAGAAGUGAGGUCGCUAGCAUUCCCACUCUCGCGGUUUCCGAGGCAUUCGCGGACGCACGCGACCAGAUCACCGCUACUGCGAUCCAAUAUCAAGGCCGUUAUCAGGCUCUAGGCAAUGAGUCUGGCUCAAUCAGCAUCAUCGACACAUCGGCAAAAGCGCCACGCCCUAUCCAGAUAUGGCAAGCUUCCAUACCCUUAGCCAUCGGGUUCUUAGCGUGGUCGGAUGACGGCCGGUAUCUUGCCUGUUCAGAGCUGACAGGACGAGUGGUGGUAAAGAACGUCCAGCGUACCCCCGAAGAUUCCUGGAAGAUCACUCCCGUAUUCGACAUGAAAGUAUCAGCCAACAGUGAGGGCUUGCAGCAACUUCUUAUGAACAACGACGGGUCACUACUGAUGGUUAAGAAUGGAUCUACCGCGGCGGUAUGGCCUGUCGGACAAGCCGCAGGCCUGGAGUGUGGAUACACAGCCAUCGAGUCACCUAAUACGAAAUGGAUCAAGCACCCCUCUGACCCCCGAGCUUUGAUAGCUUUCGAUUGUACACAUAUAUACCUGCAUCGAUGGAACGAUCUGUCGGAGACUGCGGUCGUUAGCCUCAUGAGCGCACCUUUCCAGGCCAGUAGCCUUGCCUCCGCAAGUGACGACUCGGAGGAGAACAGGCUUGUGGGUGUCUUUGCCGAUCCUGCAGGCUCUCACUGUAUCAUCGACGUCCUCCAUCCCACCUCAUCAAGUUCGAAGCGUAUUACCUCAGUCUUCACAAUCACAAAUCUCGAGCAAUCUACUGCCGUAAACCUACCUCUCAAGCUUGAAGCCAUACCGGAUGAGUUACAGCAAGAGAUUGAGAUCCUCGUCGGUGUUCUACCUCGGCAGCAGCCAGCGUGCAGCGACAUUAUUAUCUUCCGAAAGAUUGGCUAA
Alternaria atra is the source of this 4707-nucleotide messenger RNA. RefSeq lists its product as uncharacterized. Gene Ontology annotation, molecular function: protein binding. The record is from RefSeq and is a predicted model, not a curated record. NCBI's taxonomy places the organism in Eukaryota, Fungi, Ascomycota, Dothideomycetes, Pleosporales, Pleosporaceae. The coding region runs from base 1 to 4707 and encodes 1568 amino acids. The transcript has 7 exons.